AUGGGUGGCGAUCUCAACUUGAAGAAGAGUUUCCACCCUUCUCUUAUUAAGAACCAGGCCAAGGUCUGGGAGGAGGAACGGAAGGCUCUCGAAGAGCGCAAGAAAACACAGCAGAGGAUCAACGAACUCAAGGAGGAGCGCGAGCGUGAAGAGCUCCAGAAGAAGCUUGAGGCCGCCGGUCACACCAAACGAGUCGACCGCGUCGAGUUUCUGUACAGUGGCCCCACCGAUGGCCAAACCGGCACAACAGAGGAGCGCGAGAGCUACCUUCUGGGCAAGCGCCGCAUCGACAACCUUCUCAAAGGCACCGAACACAAGAAUCUAGAGAAGCAGGCUGGCCAGGAGAGUUUCAUGGCAUUGCAAACGGCCAAUACAGCACGAGAUACGGCGGCCAAGGUUCGAGAAGAUCCUCUGCUCGCUAUCAAGAGACAAGAGCAGGCUGCCUACGAGGCGAUGAUGAACGACCCCAUCAAGCGAAGGCAGUUAUUGGCGUCUAUGGGCAUGGCAGAUCACAAGCUGAAGUCGAAGGAUAAGGAAGAGAAGCACAAGAGGAGACAUCAUCACAGACAUCGCGGUGGUGAUGACGACGGAGAUAGGCACCGAAAGAGGCGCCGAUCCUACUCCAGAUCGAGAAGCCCGCGCCGUCGAAGAGACAACCCUAAGGACGAAGAUCGACACGAGAGGUCGUGGCGUCGCAGCGAUUCCGAGGACAGACACAGCCAUCGAUACAGGCGGACUUCGAGAUCGAGGUCGCCCCGCAGACGCGAUUCAGGCACCAAGGACGGCCAUGCCAGGCGACACCGCAGCAACCGCAGGGAAGACCGCGAACAACAACGGUCUGGCUCAGUGUCUGACGAAGAUCGCGCCACUAGACGACGAGAAAGGUCACCGCGUGGCAUCGACAGGCGAGACAAUCCCAACAGGGAUGCAUCAGGGUCUCGGGGCUACAGAAACUACGACAAUCGGCGUCAAGACCAAGGCAGGCGAUCGGAUGACCGCAUCAGCGACAGCAAAGAGGCAGGUAAUCAGGCUGCGGACGAGGAAAGGGCACGAAAGCUGGCGGCCAUGCAAGCUGCGGCUUCUGACCUCGACACUGAUCGAGUCCGCCGUUUGGCCGCGUUGGAGGAACGGGAGAAGGCAGCGCGGGACGCCGACAGCCAGGCAAGAGAACGGUCCUCUAAGUACGGAGACAGGGAAUUCGUCAACGGCUUGCAUCGCAAGGCUGGCAAUAUGAGCCUGGGCGAGAGGAUGGGCCGGGGCAGGCAAGGGCUGCAGCGGGAUGACGACUGA
Colletotrichum graminicola M1.001 is the source of this 1290-nucleotide messenger RNA. RefSeq lists its product as uncharacterized. NCBI's taxonomy places the organism in Eukaryota, Fungi, Ascomycota, Sordariomycetes, Glomerellales, Glomerellaceae. Gene Ontology annotation, biological process: mRNA splicing, via spliceosome. The transcript has a single exon. Bases 1 to 1290 code for a protein of 429 amino acids. Gene Ontology annotation, cellular component: U2-type spliceosomal complex. The record is from RefSeq and is a predicted model, not a curated record.